Molecule: messenger RNA, 756 nt
Organism: Psilocybe cubensis
Lineage: Eukaryota; Fungi; Basidiomycota; Agaricomycetes; Agaricales; Agrocybaceae
Exons: 2
Coding region: 1-756 (251 amino acids)
Source: RefSeq, a predicted model, not a curated record
AUGCCACGACCCUCUGGCUCGAGCAUGUCCUCUGCGUCACUUAGCGCCCUUCUUUCUGCUCUAGGUCUCUCCGAUUCCACUGACGACGACUACCAUACAACAUCCAGCGGAAAAUUACAGCCUGAGAUUUCGAAAUUCGCAUCACAGGACCGUUAUCGCCCCCAAAGGCCUACAACCCCGUUUUCGAACGUGGAAUUUUCUACUGAAGAUGAAGCUCGAAUAUUCCGCCACGACUUUCUUUCAGACUUUGACAUUUGCUCCGAUUUUGAAGAUGAUAGAGAGAGCGACUUUGAUUUCGAAACACUUCCUUCCAGACCAGGAUCAUCGCUAGAGGGCUUCGAAGUCAUUACACCCAUUGCUCAUCAGCAGCACCGCGUCGAAAGCCCUCCUGCGAGCCCAGUUUCCUUUGAAUCACCUAAAGCAGUCGACCACAUCUACAUCAAAGCCGCUCUCAACGCUUCGAUCAUCAUGCUCCGGACACCUCGCGAUAUCACAUUCAAAGAGCUCCAGCAACGGCUCUACAACAAAUUCGUGCACCAGGAAAACAUUUUCCUAUCACAUUCUUUCUCUGUUCUUCUCGCGCUCCCGCCACCAUCAUCGUCUAAUCUGGGACGAUCAGCGUCAGGACGCAGACGGGUGUCGUUCGCGUGCUGCACUGAGAUGAGUUUCAUCGACCGCGAAGUAGAUUGGCGCAGGAUCGCUGACAAAAAUGAUGGAAGCAAGAUAACACUGCGUAUCCUAGAUACUCCUCCUUGA